UUUUCAUCUUGCUGCCGUCUCUUUCCUUUGCAAAAUCACUCUUCUUCAUCACUCUCCAGUAGAACCAACAGAACCAACAAGAAUCUCUGUACAAUAACCUGGCGAAUAUGAAGCAAAAGAUAAUUAUAAAGGUGCAAGUGAGAUGUGACAAAUGCAGGUCCAACGCCAUGGAGACAGCCGCCGCCGCAGAUGGUGUAAUCUCUGUGGCACUAGAUGGGGAAUACAAAGACAAAGUAGUGGUGAUCGGAGAUGGAGUUGACGCAGCCGACUUGACAAUUCAAUUGAACAAGAAGCUUGGCCAUGCGAGCUUAGAAAUGGUGGAAGAAGUUCAGGAGAAUGUAGGCAACGAAAAUGAAGACCAAGCUACACAACCACCUUCCAGUCCAAGUUCUCCAACUACACCAUAUCCACCAUGUUAUUAUCAAAAUAGUUGUGAGUAUGAAUUAUUUAGAGUUGUUAUUGAUCCUCAACCAAGCUCCUGCACCAUCAUGUAAACUGCAAUUCAGUUAUAUAACCUCUUCUUCUUCACCCUUUAUGGUUUAAGUACUUACAGAUUGUACCUUGA
Messenger RNA from Pistacia vera, 565 nucleotides. RefSeq names its product heavy metal-associated isoprenylated plant protein 47-like. Lineage: Eukaryota; Viridiplantae; Streptophyta; Magnoliopsida; Sapindales; Anacardiaceae. Gene Ontology annotation, molecular function: metal ion binding. Bases 108 to 494 code for a protein of 128 amino acids. The record is from RefSeq and is a predicted model, not a curated record. The transcript is spliced from 3 exons.